AACGUCGCUGUUAUGUCCAAAAGAGGGAGUUAAGUUUCUUAUGCACCAGUUUUGCGCACUUUCACAACAGAACUCCAGAGCUCGUUGACCGGAGAGAGGAGGGAGAAUAUUGCUUGGUUUUAGUGGCUGUGGAAACUCGGGCUGUCUGGUGUCAGAUAGCCAGUCGUUCUGUCUCCUCGCCGCAGCUGAAGAACAAGCGGGUUCAUGAUCACCAGGAAAGUCUUAAUUUCUUCACACCUGGAUUAACUCAAGGCGACGUUUUUAUCUUUUUCUACUCGGUUUUGCGGCGGAGAAUCUUUUUCCUUCCUCAGGCACAAUGUUGUGGAAGUUAGCCGACAACGUGAAAUAUGAAGAUGACUGUGAGGAAAGGCACGAUGGCAACAGCAAUGGGAACCCACGGCUGCCUCACCUGCCAGCGGUCAGUCAGCACCUCUACAGCCCGUCUCCUUCCCUCUCACAUCCGGCCAGUUCGGACUUCCAGCCCCCGUACUUUCCGCCUCCCUACCAGCCUAUCUCCUAUCCACAGUCAAAUGACCCUUACUCGCACCUGGGCGACCCUUUUAAUAUUAACUCCAUACACCAGUCACCGUCAUCGAACCAACAGCAGCCGUGGCCCGGCCGGCAGGGCCAAGAAGGACUCAGCGCUCACGGGAGGAGCGGACUGGCGAGUCAGAUCUUGGGCUUGGAGGGAGGUUCGUCCGGGGUGAGGAGAGAAGGGUUCCGCCGGCCAGAGCUGCUGCAAUCACACGCGCACAGCCUGGAGUCGUCGGUUAUUGGGGACAAUAUGGGGAUGCCUGACAUGGGCCACGGAUUGGAUGAUGUACAACAUGUAGAUGACCACAGUAUUAUUAUGGCAGAUCAAACAGUCAUCAAAAAAGUAUUAGGACUACGAGGUGGCAGGAACCUUGAUCGCUUACAGAGGACUUAUUAUCAGGGGGGCAUUCUUGCUGGCCCUGUCACUCUACCUAAAGGCAAUGCACUGGGCCUUCCCUUCCAGAAAGAAUCCCUACUGGGCAUGGUAUCAAAUCCCACAGAAGUGUUCUGCUCUGUACCAGGCCGUCUUUCCUUGCUGAGCUCCACAUCCAAGUACAAGGUUACCGUGGCUGAAGUCCAGAGACGUCUAUCACCCCCAGAGUGCCUCAACGCAUCGCUCCUGGGAGGUGUUUUACGCAGAGCCAAGUCAAAGAAUGGAGGUCGUUCACUGAGAGAAAAGCUGGACAAAAUUGGGCUUAACCUGCCUGCAGGAAGGAGGAAGGCAGCCAACGUCACUUUACUUACCUCACUAGUUGAAGGUGAAGCUGUUCAUUUAGCAAGAGACUUUGGUUAUGUCUGUGAGACUGAGUUCCCUGCAAAGGCAAUAGCUGAAUACCUGGGCAGGCCGCAUGUGGAACGUAAUGAGGUUAACUCUCGCAAGAACAUGCUCCUAGCUGCCAAGCAAAUUUGCAAGGAAUUCACAGACCUGCUCACCCAGGACCGGUCACCUUUGGGUAACUCGAGGCCUGCGCCCAUUUUGGAGCCUGGAAUCCAAGGCUGCCUGACUCACUUCAGCCUCAUCACUCAUGGCUUCGGCUCUCCGGCCAUCUGUGCAGCGAUGACCUCACUUCAAAACUACCUGAAUGAGGCACUCAAACAAGUGGACAAGAUGUACCUGAGCUCUGGUAGCGACACCCAGGGAUCCUCAGAUAGUGGGAGCAAGUCGACUGACAAAAUGGAGAAGCACAGGAAAUGAGGGCACAAACAGAGAAUCCUUAAAAAACUUCAGAAUUCCUGACUCUGUUAAUCUUUCCACUCUCUGCCAUUUUUUGGACUGUUUAUUUUUUUUAUAUAUAUAUAUUUAGUAUUGUCAGUUUGAGAGAUGAAUUUGUGCGUGGGUGUUAAUGUGUGCUCACACUGUAAAUGUAUAUUUCUGAGAAGUUGUGGAUUUUUAACAGCUUGUUACAGCUGGCUGCACAUGAAGCAGUGUUGGCCCUGAAAGGUGAAAGGUUAGUAAUGUGGACUGGUCUUAUGGGAGCCUGUUCCAUCAAAUAUUAACGCAUAACAUCAUACUUACCACUAUGCAGUACUAUGAAGUUGCUAGUGGGCUGAUACAACCACAGGACUUGUGCUUUGUUACCAAGAAGAGGGGGAAAAAAAAUAAAGUGCAUUUUUUUCCUUUCCCCUCCCUAAAGGACAUCAUUUCAAGAUGAGUUGCUAUGGCUGUGAAUUCCUCUCAGCUUCCCCCCUCCUCUACUGUCUGGAGGCAAAUCCACUGAUUUCCUGUGUCUCAAUGGACCUGCAAAGGACAAUUGUUUCUACGUGUGUGUGUGUGUGUGUGUGUGUGUGAGAGAGAAGAGAAAAAUCAACUUAAUUUUCUGUAUUCUUUGUGCUUGAUUUGUACAUCCACUUCAGAAUGGCUUCAGUGUUAUUGUGCUUUGUUUAUGGGAGAUGAUUUGAGUCUUGUGUUGGUCGAUUCAGUUUGUGCUUCAUCAAAAACUUGAAAGCAUUCUCAGUGUUCAUGUAAAUUACAGGCAUGGCCAUAAUACCAUUGAUUCUCGCUGUUUUUGUAACAUGGCAGUGGGACCAAGGUAUUAACCAUCCUAAGUAUUCACAUAGCCCAAGAGGACUCAGUCCUGCCACAGUGUAUGUAUGUUGUAAGAAUGUGUGUAAAUGUACAUAUUUCUUUCUUUAAAAUGUUUUUAAUUAGACAUUAAAUCUCAAACAUAGAAUUUUAUCCAGUGUCUUGUCCUGGAUGUAAAUAUUUUUCUAAUUUAUGUUGUAAUUUAAUGGGCUUGUGUACAUAAUGGUAUCUUUCUGGUGUAUGGUUUAACUUUUUAUGACGAUGUGUUGAACUUUUAUAAAUGGGUUAGUUUUUCUUUUUUUUUUCAUUUUUUUUUUUAAAUCGAGUAGAGGUUAGAAAGUGGGUAUGAUUUACCUUUGAAAACAUGUACAAAGGAAGUGUUUAAAAAUUUCAGAAAAAAAGGAAAAUAU
Molecule: messenger RNA, 2967 nt
Organism: Melanotaenia boesemani (Boeseman's rainbowfish)
Lineage: Eukaryota; Metazoa; Chordata; Actinopteri; Atheriniformes; Melanotaeniidae
Gene: tfap2c
Product: transcription factor AP-2 gamma (activating enhancer binding protein 2 gamma)
Exons: 8
Coding region: 317-1729 (470 amino acids)
Biological process (GO): regulation of transcription by RNA polymerase II; anatomical structure development; regulation of cell population proliferation
Cellular component (GO): nucleus
Molecular function (GO): RNA polymerase II transcription regulatory region sequence-specific DNA binding; DNA-binding transcription factor activity, RNA polymerase II-specific
Source: RefSeq, a predicted model, not a curated record